Molecule: messenger RNA, 2315 nt
Organism: Arachis stenosperma
Lineage: Eukaryota; Viridiplantae; Streptophyta; Magnoliopsida; Fabales; Fabaceae
Product: trihelix transcription factor GT-2-like
Exons: 2
Coding region: 382-1800 (472 amino acids)
Source: RefSeq, a predicted model, not a curated record
AAAUACUAUAUAUCUAUAUCUGUUAUUAAUUUAUUAUUCACCAUUCAUUUUCUCUCUCUUGUAAGUUGUAAACUUAGGGUAAACUUACGCCCUCAAUAAGAAUAAAAUGAUAUAAUAUGCUACGGUAAUGGUAGAACUACACCGACUAGAAACUAGAACUAGAAAUCUAGAAUAGAACCGUGACUCACCGUGAAGCCUCCUCCCAAAUCAAUAUCAAUAAGAUUCAAAAAAAAAAAAAUGCACCCUCCGUUCCCGUUAUCAAAAUUACCCUCUUUCUUUCAAUUUUUUACCAUCCCUUUUCUUUUUCGUUUUUCUUUCUAAUUUUUUUUUUCGCUCCAACGAAUUCCAAGUGCACAGAGCUGUAAUUGAGUGAAAGUGAUAAUGGAAAACUCGACCUUACCGGAAAAUAGCAUAGAGAACAGGAAGGUGGCGGUAGCGGCGGCGGAAGGCGACAGCGUAUCGUCCGAUGGUUUGAAAGGCGAAGAUGGUGAGCGGAACUCAAGCGGCGCGAACCGGUGGCCGCGAGAAGAGACAAUGGCUUUGAUAAAAAUUAGGUCUGAAAUGGACGGCGCCUUCAGAGACAUCAGCCCCAAAGCCCCUCUUUGGGAACAAGUCUCAAGGAAAUUAGGUGAGCUGGGAUAUGAAAGGAGUGCGAAGAAGUGUAAAGAGAAGUUUGAGAAUAUUUACAAGUACCAUAGGAGGACCAAGGAAGGCCGUUCCGGAAAGCGUAACGGAAAAACUUACCGUUUCUUUGAUCAACUAGAAGCAUUAGACCCGCACCCUAACAAUAACGCCGUUAUUCAAGAUGCGGUUCCAUGUUCCGUUAGGUUUCCGGUUACUGCAAUGGAGCAUUCCAGUUCCGCCACUUCGUCUUACUCGAGCGGCGGGGGUGAAGACGAAGGUGAAGGGAGGAGGAGGAAGAAGAAGAGGAGGCUGAGGCUGUUCUUUGAGGGGCUUAUGAGGGAGGUUUUGGAGAAGCAAGAGAGCCUGCAGAGGAAGUUCAUGGAAGUUCUCGAUAAGUGCGACCAGGAUCGAAUGGCGAGAGAGCAAGCAUGGAAGACGGAGGAGCUUGCCAGGAUCAAGAAGGAGCGCGAGCUUCUCGCUCAGGAACGGUCGAUUGCCGCCGCCAAGGACGAAGCGGUUAUGUCCUUCAUAAGAAAGUUUGCAGAAAACAGCAACAACAAUGGCGCGCUGCAAUUUCCAGCUGAUAAUAAUAACCACCUCCAGGAGCAGGAGAAGGAGAAGGAGAAGGAGAAAGACGAAGUUGGGAAUGGCAUCAAUGUUGGGAAUUUUGUGCACAUGAGCUCUUCGCGGUGGCCGAAGGAUGAAGUAGAGGCAUUGAUAAGGCUGAGGACACAAGUGGAUGAGCAGUUACAGCAGCAGCAAGGGAACAAGGGACCGCUUUGGGAGGAGGUGUCUACGGCCAUGAAGGGACUCGGAUACGAUCGGAGCGCAAAGAGGUGCAAGGAGAAGUGGGAGAACAUCAACAAGUACUUCAAGAGAAUGAAGGAGAAGAACAAGAGGAAGCCCGAGGACUCUAAAACAUGUCCCUAUUAUCACCAUCUUGAGGCCAUAUACAGCAAGAAGCCGAAGAACAAUAACAAGCUUGAUGAUAAUGAUAAUGACAAGAAGAACGAGUUGAAGCCUGAAGAGCUUUUGAUGCAUAUCAUGAAUGGUCAAGAAGAGAGGCAGCAGGAUCCAGAUCAAGAUCAGUCUUCAUCUGAAGAUGCAGACAGAGACAACCAUAAUGGAUAUCAGAUGCUUGAUAAUAGUCCUUCUUCCAUAGCAAUCAUGAGUUAAACAAGCUCUCAUAAAAGAUUCUUCCAUCAAUGUUGAAACACUUUUAGAGUCACACUCCACUCCAUUCAAUGAUAUCAUAGAAUAAUAAGGACAUCAUGAGUACCAGAAAAAGGAAAAUGAGUCCGAAAACAUUUCUCUUAUCAUAAGUUCGGUGGGUGUGUUAGACCAGUCUCAUUAUUAUUGGUAGAAUACAAAUCAAACUUCAUCUUAUAUUGUUGGCGUCUUUCUUUGUAUGUAAUUUUUACAUAGUAGUAUGUUGGACCUUUUCUCAGUUUUGUUUGAUCGUGAUAAACAGAACAAGUGCACAGAGAGAGAGAGAGAGAGAGAGUGUGUGUCUUUUUUGGAUGUGUGUGUGUAAGAGAACAAAGUUACCGGGCGUCUAAUAAAAUAGCAGUAAAUUUUGUUCUUGGAGUUUGUAAACCCAUGUGUGCUUCAGGUGGGAGGUGUUUGGGUCUGAUUGUUUUUGGCAAUAAAGAAAGGAGCAGUGGUGAAAUAAAUACCAUAAUGAGAUAUCA